This is a messenger RNA of Penicillium alfredii, 624 nucleotides long. RefSeq names its product MutT/nudix family protein. The record is from RefSeq and is a predicted model, not a curated record. Gene Ontology annotation, cellular component: nucleus; cytosol. Gene Ontology annotation, biological process: ribose phosphate metabolic process; nucleoside phosphate metabolic process. NCBI's taxonomy places the organism in Eukaryota, Fungi, Ascomycota, Eurotiomycetes, Eurotiales, Aspergillaceae. Bases 1 to 624 code for a protein of 207 amino acids. The transcript is spliced from 4 exons. Gene Ontology annotation, molecular function: ADP-ribose diphosphatase activity.
AUGUCGCCGCCCACACAGGCCCAGUCCAGCCACGUCUCGCGGGGACCCUUGGACCCCAACGAGGCCAGAUGGGCUCGAUUGAUCAAGACCACGUACCGCGACCCCCUUGGUGUCGAACGGACCUGGGAAUCGGCUGAACGUCAGACUCGUCCGGCCAACUGCGCCAUCGAUGGCGUGGGCAUCGUCACCAUCCUCAACAAACCCACAGGCCCCGAGCUACUCCUGCAAAAACAAUACCGGCCUCCCAUCGACAAGGUCGUCAUCGAGGUUCCUGCCGGCCUCAUCGAUGCAGGCGAAACCCCCGAGGAGUGCGCCGUACGUGAACUCAAAGAAGAGACAGGCUACGUGGGCGAGGCGGAGCAGACCAGUACGGUAAUGUAUAACGACCCGGGUUUCUGUAACACCAACCUCAACAUGGUCCAUGUGCGCGUGGACGUGUCUCUGCCGGAAAACCAGAACCCGAAGCCGCAGCUCGAGGAUAACGAGUUUAUUGAGUGUUUUUCAGUCCCGAUGGCUUCUUUGUUUGAGGAGACGAAGAAGCUUGAGGAUCAAGGGUAUGCGAUUGACGCCAGGGUGGGGACGUUGGCGGAGGGUAUUGAGCUGGCGAAGAAGCUGAAGUUGUAG